UGUGUUUUUAAACAGGAGUGGUCACCCUCUCACAACCUCAAAAGUCUGAAGAAAAAGCAGCUUGCAGCACGAGAGGCCAUAGCAAGACAGACCACCCUUGCUGAUGCAGAGCAGAGCAGCGUAGAGUCCUCCGUAAUCAGUCUGUUGCAGGAUGCUGAAAGUAAGUCUGAAAUGUGUUAUGGUAUCUCGGCUCGCGAGCACUUUGUGUUUACUGACACGGAUGGCCAGGUCUAUCACAUUACAGUGGAAGGCAACACCGUAAAGGAUGGGGCACGUAUCCCUCCUGAUGGCAGUAUGGGAAGUAUUGCCUGUAUUGCAUGGAAAGGAGACACCCUAGUUUUGGGAGAUGUAGAUGGAAACCUCAACUUUUGGGACCUGAAAGCUCGCCUUUCAAGGGGUGUACCUACACACCGUGGAUGGGUGAAAAAGAUUCGUUUUGCUCCAGGGAAAGGCAACCAAAAACUCUUGGUCAUGUACACAGAUGGAGCUGAGGUCUGGGAUACCAAAGAGGUUCAGAUGGUCAGCAGCAUCAGGGUGGGGAGGAACGUGAGUUACAGAAUUCUGGAUAUUGACUGGUGUACGUCAGAUAAAGUGGUGCUGGCAUCAGAUGAUGGCUGUGUGAGAGUGCUAGAGAUGGCCAUGAAGUCUGCCAGUUACAGAAUGGAUGAGCAGGACCUGACAGAUCCAGUGUGGUGUCCGUAUCUUCUGCUACCGCGUGCUGCUCUUACGCUAAAGGCCUUUCUGUUGCUGCAGCCCUGGUCUGAUACAUUCACCAUGGACAUUUUUCAAAUAGAUUACACCGAGAAGGAGGAAAUCAAAGGACUGAUCCAAGAACAGCUCAACUCUCUCUCUAAUGACAUCAAAAGCGUUCUCCAGGACCCAAAUCUGAACUUGCUGCAACGCUGCCUCCUUGUGUCCCGGCUGUUUGGAGACGAAUCAGACAUUCAAUUCUGGACAGUGGCAGCUCAUUACAUCCAGUUCUUUGCUCAGAAUCGCCAGCCCAUCAGAUCCACCCCAGAGGGCCAAGCACCUGCCGAGGAUCUCCAGAGCACCCCUGUCAUUCACCUGGACAUUUGCCAUGACACCCUGUGUGAAGGCUAUUUCUUCCAGAGGUUUCAGCUGGAGCGGGUUCAUCUUCAGGAGGUGAAGAGGUCCAGUUAUGAACAUACUAAAAAGUGUGCAGACCAGCUUCUGCUACUGGGUCAGACGGACCGUGCAGUACAGUUGCUCUUGGAGACCAGCGCAGAUAACCCGAGCUAUUACUGUGAUUCGCUUAAAGCCUGUCUAGUAACCACCAUCACUUCCUCUGGCCCGUCUCAGAGCACCAUUAAACUGGUUGCCACCAAUAUGAUUGCCAACGGCAAACUGGCAGAGGGCGUUCAGUUGCUGUGCCUGAUUGACAAAGCAGUUGAUGCAUGCCGUUAUCUGCAGACAUACGGAGAAUGGAACCGCGCUGCCUGGCUGGCCAAGGUGCGCCUGAACCCAACAGAGAGUUCAGAUGUGCUGAAGCGCUGGGCAGAGCAUCUAUGUUCUCCUCAGGUUAAUCAGAAGUCAAAGGCCAUCCUGGUCCUGCUAUCACUGGGAUGCUUUCAUAAAGUGGGCGAGAUGCUUCACAGCAUGAGAUAUUUCGACCGUUCUGCACUGUUCAUCAAAGCAUGUUUGAGAUAUGAAGUGAUGGAGGCGAAUGACGAUGAUGUCAAUAAGCUUGUAGGUGUUGCCUUCGUCAACUAUGCCAAACUGCUUCGCUCCAUCGGACUAAAACAGGGAGCUGUGCUGUGGGCAUCCCAGGCUGGAGAAGCAGGAAAGGAGUUGCUUGAUGAGUUGUCAAAAACAGAGGGUGUGGGACCAGAUCCCAGCCCCAAUGAAGAAGAGGCGGAUAACACUCUUGUAAAUAUGGACUGACUUGCUUCAAACACACAGUGAAGAAAAAGGGUGCAUGUUCAUGAAAAAUACAAGAGAAGUUUAAUUUAAUAAAGUCUCAAAUUCACAGCAAGAGUAUAGAGAUCUGGUUUAUGUGUCGCUCUUUUACAGUGUACCCAUAUGUUGGGUAUACUGUAUGCGGAUACAUAAGCACACGUUUUAUUGUCCUUAAAUACAUUUUUCCAGUUUGAGUCAUGUAGACAUUUAAUAAUUUUUUGUUGGUUGUGAGAUGUUUUUAGGUGUAUCCGAUGACAUUCCCCUAACAAGUACUACUUAAUACGUUGCCUGCUGUUGUAAUGCAUUUAAAACCUGUUUUGCAGUUACAUAAUUGACCAUAUAUGUUUUCUUUGUGAAGUGUUACAAGCCAUUAAAACAUUCUUGAUUUGUAUUAUUACAUUUCCUACACUUAACACACUGCCCUACCAGGUAUUACAAGGCAAAAUUAUAUGAAUAAAACAGCACAUUCAGUUUUGUAAAUUGUUUCAUAAAUAAAAUAAUUAAUUACAUUGUUUUAAUAAUGGAAGAUAUUGUGUGGUUUUGUUUUGUUUAGCUAAAAUGGGUCCUUGAAGAAUUAUGCAUUUGGGAAAAAAAAUGUUGUGAAUUUGGUAAAUUUUUUGGGCGAUUCCCUUUAACUUAAUUUUCUUCUUGAUUUGUUGUUGCUGUAAUGUUUUUGUGUGAGAUUUUGUAAAUGUGCUGUCAUGACCAAAAAGUAAACCAGUAUUGAUGCACCAGGUUAAAAUCUUCACCAUUCUUCUCUUGUAAUAUUUUAUGUGCUCGUGCAUUAUUGUAAAAUGGUGAAUUAAGUGUCCUCUGUUAAAAAUAAAAUGUUGCAACGUA
Molecule: messenger RNA, 2757 nt
Organism: Triplophysa rosa
Lineage: Eukaryota; Metazoa; Chordata; Actinopteri; Cypriniformes; Nemacheilidae
Gene: wdr11
Product: WD repeat domain 11
Exons: 15
Cellular component (GO): cytoplasm
Molecular function (GO): protein binding
Source: RefSeq, a predicted model, not a curated record